Messenger RNA from Pteropus alecto (black flying fox), 1278 nucleotides. It is a transcript of the gene HMGB4, whose product is annotated as high mobility group box 4. Gene Ontology annotation, biological process: regulation of transcription by RNA polymerase II. Lineage: Eukaryota; Metazoa; Chordata; Mammalia; Chiroptera; Pteropodidae. Gene Ontology annotation, molecular function: DNA binding, bending. The record is from RefSeq and is a predicted model, not a curated record. Bases 495 to 1079 code for a protein of 194 amino acids. The transcript has a single exon.
UGCAUUACCUUCAGCCUGUCUUUGGAAGGGAUGCUGUGGCAUCUUGAUAAUCUUAUGGCCAGGAAGGCAGACCCCGUGGUUUGUUACUGCAUCUGAGAGAUCAUCUCCUGAAGAUGAGCAAAGCCCAUCACCCCCAGGAAGCCAAGGAGAAAUAUUCCCGGGGGAAGUAGCUGCUCUAUAGCUUUCUCCAGAAGAACUAUCAUCUUUCAUGAGAAGCGAAAAUUGGCCCUCAAGUAACCGACCAAUAAGAGCACCUAUAUGCAAAUGCCACAGGUGCUGGCUAGGAGUGGCCACUUUGUGAGUGAUGUCACAAUUCCCUCCGCUAACCCAACAAUACCACCACCACUGAAAAGGCCAACACUUGACUGCAACUCUUGCAGAGAGAAAAAUUCAUCGCAAGCAGAGCACCUUCUAGAUUGCUCCUGGAGUGUGGGGACAAAAGUUGCUACUGUCCAAGUUACUAAAUACAGAAAAAAAAAAAUGACUUUGUGAACAUGGCAAAAGAAAUCCAGCUAAGGCCCAAGGUUAAUGUCUCUUCUUACAUCCACUUUUUACUGAAUUACAGAAACAAGUUCAAGGAGCAGCAGCCAAGUAUUUACCUUGGCUUUCAAGAGUUCUCUAGAAAGUGUUCGGAAAAAUGGAGAUCCAUCUCAAAGCAUGAAAAGGCCAAAUAUGAAGCCCUUGCCAAGCUUGACAAAGCUCGAUACCAGGAAGAGAUGAUGAAUUAUGUUGGCAAGAAGAAGAAACGGAGAAAGAGGGACCCCCACGCACCCAGGCGGCCUCCGUCGUCUUUCCUGCUCUUCUGCCAAGAACACUACGCUCAGCUGAAGAGGGAGAAUCCAGACUGGUCAGUGGUGCAGGUGGCAAAGGCCUCAGGAAAAAUGUGGUCUGCGAAAGCAGACAUCGAGAAGCAGCCGUACGAACAAAGAGCAGCUGCCCUGAGAGCUAAGUACCAUGAAGAACUGAAAGUCUACCACGCACAGCGCAAGGCCAGGAAGAACAGUCUCCAAGGGCUGGCUAAGAACCAGCGUAGACGGUCCGGUCAAGCUAAGUCAGACAAAGCUGGUGGAUCCAAUUAGAAAUAAAAUGCCAUUCAAUUGUACCGUCUGUCCGUGGUCUCGUGUGGUGUUAGCGGCCACUUCUGCUGCUUUGGGGAAGUGAGUGGUGUGGUGGCAUUGAGAUGGGGGGUUGGACACUGAUCCUGGGUAGGGGCUGGCUUUUAGAGAAGUGGCGACAGUGUCCAAAGGGAUGUGUGUGGUCAGUACCUACAAGGCUUGU